GCUAGAGGUGCAGGGCUGUGUUCGUGGACUCUGGGCAGUCGACACGAAUGGAGCUGUGCAGUCUGACUGGGUGAAGGAAGUGACUGCUCAUGGGAGUGAAAGAAAGUCCAAAGUCCAAACCUGAGGACCUGAUGAUCUGUCUGAAUAUAAAAGAGACCCUGAGUGUGACUAGCAGCACACACACACACACACACACACACACACACACACACUGAGUCAUGACCCUUCCACCCAUCACAGGCACAGACACAAAUUCAACAAACACAGAUUUUUGCAAAUACUUUUAACAAAUAGCCUACUACAUCAUAUUGAAACUCUUAAUGAGCAGAUACACACAAGCAAUACAUGUACACAACAUUCAAGGACAUCUCAAGUCAUGGGGCAUCUCAGCAGACACUUUUGAGACCACUUCAAUUAUUAAGGACUCACUCACACAUCCACACAUCCACACACAUACACACACACACACACACACACACACACACACACACCACUGGCUGCACUGAUAAAGCUGCUGUUUAUAGCUGCACCAGAGGACCGACUUGCUGUUCCCACAUCCAAACUGCAUUUGGCACGAAGAAGAUGCACUAACUGAGAUCGCAUCACAAAAUUCUUGGUAAUGGACGUGCUCCACAGCUCCGGUUUGAGCAGCACAUACUACCUGCAGACCCACUUCAGCCACAGCCAGGGCUACUUCCUUUCAGUCUCCAAGGCAACAGACCUACGCAACACCUUCUUCCUGUUGUUUCCCAUAUGGUUUUAUGUACGGAAAGCUGACGCCAUCAGACUGGUGUGGGUGGCAGUGGUGGGAGACUGGCUCAACCUGAUGCUGAAAUGGCUUCUGUUUGGAGAGCGUCCCUAUUGGUGGGUUCAGGAGACGGGUUACUAUGGCAACACCUCCCAGCCAAUGAUAGAGCAGUUCCCCAUGACCUGUGAGACUGGGCCAGGAAGUCCGUCGGGUCAUGCCAUGGGGGCUGCAGCGGUCUACUACACCAUGAUGUCAUCACUCCUCGCCACAGUGCUGAAGAAAGAAGGACAUCAAAUCAGGAAAUGGUGUGUGCGUGUCUCACUGUGGACACUGUUCUGGUGCGUGCAGCUGUGCGUGUGCCUCUCCAGGGUCUUCGUCGCGGCUCACUUCCCACAUCAGGUCAUCACAGGUGUUUUCAUAGGUAUCCUGGUGGCAGAAGCUCUCAGCCGGACCCAGCAGAUCUACAAGGCCGGCCUGUGUUCUUACCUCCUCACUUCCCUGCUCCUCCUCUCCCUGGCUCUCCUCCUUUACCUGUGCCUCCAGCUGGUAGGCGUCGACCUCCUCUGGAGUGUGGAGAAAGCGCGGUGCUGGUGCCACCGAGCGGAGUGGGUCAGCGUGGACACCAGCCCCUUGGCCAGCUUGUUCAGAAACACUGGGACUCUGUUGGGCCUGGGCCUGGGGCUCCACUCCCCUCUGCAUGCAGUGGUGGGCAGGGGGUCUGAGGGCGCCAUCUACAGAUCCAUCUGUUUGAGUACAACGCUGGUGCUGCUGCAGUUAUUUGACUCUGCUUUUAGGCUCCCUGUCCACAGUGGAGCUCUAUUCUACCUGCUGUCGUUCUGUAAAAGUGCCACGGUGCCUCUGGCUACUGUGGCUGUCGUUCCCUACUGUGUCACUGCAGCCUUGGGAUACAAAGGGAAGAAGCUGCUUUGAGUCGGGUGGCCUUACAUAACAUGUACUGUUGGCCAGUGGUUGAACGUAACUACAUUUACUCAAGUACUGUACUUCAGUACAAAUGUUGAGGUACUUGUACUUUACUUGAGUCUUUUCUUUUCAUGCCACUUUC
Molecule: messenger RNA, 1811 nt
Organism: Sander lucioperca (pikeperch)
Lineage: Eukaryota; Metazoa; Chordata; Actinopteri; Perciformes; Percidae
Product: glucose-6-phosphatase-like
Exons: 7
Coding region: 620-1678 (352 amino acids)
Biological process (GO): gluconeogenesis; glucose 6-phosphate metabolic process
Cellular component (GO): membrane
Molecular function (GO): glucose-6-phosphatase activity
Source: RefSeq, a predicted model, not a curated record